AUGGACACGACCAGGACUAAGAGCCCUCGCAUUCAACCGCGAUUCAGAACGAAGGCACUACAGAUUCUCGUGCUGACAGUCACCAAGCUAGCAACCCAAAGAUUUAUCAGCAAGCUCUUCACGCGAUCUAGCGGCACCAUACUCUAUCUUAAUUUCUGUAUCAAAUUUGGAGACUCCGUAACCCUCCAGGAAGCAGAUACACUUCAAUUCAUCGCACGGCAUACCUCUGUUCCUGUACCAAAGGUUUAUCAUGCUUUCAUACACCAUGGCAGGACCUAUAUACUUAUGGAACGGAUUCGUGGCGAGACUAUUGCGAAGAGGUGGCGUUCGCUUUCGGCUACGUCAAAGUCAUUAAUUUUCAGCCACCUUAAACGAAUGGUAGAAGAACUCCGGUCUAUACCUUGCCAGGCCGAUGGCGUAUCUAAUGUAGACGGUGGUCCAAUACACGAUUAUCGGCUUCCUCAAACGUCCUCCUGGGGACCUUUCGACACUGUAUCCGACUUCCACUUGGCCCUCAGGAAUAACGUGACUCUCAAUCCUGCUGUUAUAUCAGAUGUAAAGCAACUCGUUACGUUCCAUGAGUCUGUGGUACGCCCACCGGUCCUCACGCACGGUGAUCUGAGCAGCCUUAAUAUACUCAUCCGCGAUGACACAGUAGUUGGUAUCAUUGACUGGGAUACCGCGGGGUGGAUGCCUUACUACUGGGAGUACACAACGGCAUGGCAUGCAAAUCCUCAAAAUCAGUUCUGGCAGAAUGAAGUGUGUAACUUUUUAGAUCCACAGGAAGAAGAAUUGAGUAUGGAGAAAGUUAGGCGUACGUAUUUUGGGGAUAUAUAA
Dothidotthia symphoricarpi CBS 119687 is the source of this 837-nucleotide messenger RNA. RefSeq names its product kinase-like protein. The coding region runs from base 1 to 837 and encodes 278 amino acids. The record is from RefSeq and is a predicted model, not a curated record. The transcript is spliced from 2 exons. NCBI's taxonomy places the organism in Eukaryota, Fungi, Ascomycota, Dothideomycetes, Pleosporales, Dothidotthiaceae.